AUGGCGGCCACCAAAUUCACCAUCUUUCUUGCUGUUCUCCUUUUGUCCGUAGGAUGCGUCUAUGGUAAGCUCCGUGGCACUUUUGCUGUGUUCCUCAAGCCUGUUGAAGUUCCUUUUGCAUACUCCUCUAACAGAAUUGCCGUUUUGAGAUUUCAGUGUUGAUAACAGCUUAUCGGUCACACACCCAUCAUUAAUUAAGACAGUCAUUUGUAAAUAUGUAUUCGGUAAUCUUUGAAAAUAUAUAUUUUAUAUGGUACUUAUUUGCAGUAAAUUGGCAACUGUAGUGAAAAGUUCCUAGCAAGUAUAAAAAGCCACCAAUAGUGCUCAUUCAUCUUCAUUUAGUUUUAGAAGAUUUGCAUGCCUAAACUUGUUUUGACGUAGGGCGUGAAAUAUCCUGCAGUGCGUGUUAGGAAACGCAAAUGAAUAGUAGGUUACAUAAGAAUGACCUCGAUAUACUGACUGCUCUAUUGUAAAGCUGUUUUAAACAGGUAUGGAAGAUUUCAUAGACAAUUCAGAAAACGUAAAAAUCCUGACAAAUUCUGUCAACUGUCCCAAUGAUUUGCAUGAAUUGCACAUAUUUCAAAUCCGAAAUGUGGCCCAGUUGGCCGUAUCUGGCCACAGAGUGGGCGCGAAAUAUUGCUUAUGCGACACAGGAACUGAUAAAUUACACCUGACUAUUUUAUGCAUUUUCGUAGCAACAGCGAACAGACAUAAAUGUAUUGAGCACAAAGUAAUAAAUGUCCGUAAAAUACAUUGCAGGAAAAUUCCUAUGAAGAAAAAACAUUAAUGGGCAAGUAGAGGGGACCCCAGUGUUUCAUAUUCAAUACUUUUAGGAUUUUCACACACAAGAAGACGGUCGGUAGAAGAAUGUCGUAGAAAACAAGGGUUAUUUAUUAGGGCAUAAUAAAACACGAACACCGCAGUCUGUAUCCCAGACAAGAAGUUAAUUCAACUGAAGAAAGCCAUGGGUUACAGUCCACGUACACGCAUGCAUUCCACCGUCACUCACGUGCAUAAGUUCGCGCCUUCUCCAUUCGCAAAGGCUUACGAAGUUCGCAGGCGACUCGAUGCAUCGCGUUUCCCAUAAGUAAAACAAGGUCAAAUAAUACAGUUAAUGUCCUGAAGCGUGAUGAGCCAAUGUGACAUACCAUGCAUGCGGCAGUAUUGUUACUGACCACGGGUUGUUCUUAUUCAUAUAAUACGUGAGAGUAGCGGAUUGAAGUUAUGCGCGUGAUAUUGAAGUGAUUGGCUCUUCUUCUUCUUCUUCUCAUAUACUGCACGGUUUCCAAUAUUACUUGUUUGGUGACUGGGAAAAUGCUAAAUCCUUUCUUCCUUUGAAUGAAUCUGACGCAGAUCGAGGUGCUCGAGAGAUGGAUCGGAGGACAGGACGAUGUGUUGCAAUCAUAUCUUGUUUUAUGUUUGAGACUGCUACAACACUUCUCUAUUACGUAUUGCUUUCUCAGCAUUGCCGUUUUGAGUAUUGAGUGUUGGUAACAACUUUUUGACGACACACCCAUCAUAAAUCAAGACAAUUAUCUGUAUCAAUGUGUUGGGUACUCUUCGAAAAUAUGUUAUCAUAUUUUCUUUUAUGUUUGAAAAGGCGAUGUCCUUAAUGCGAUAACAUCUGCAUCGAUAGCUAAACUGUAACGUAGAUUACACACCGGAUGCCUAAAUGAUGAAAACAUUGCAAAACCUGAUAAUUUGCGUUGUGGCGGAAAUCCACUCUUAUGUUUCCUUCAAAACAGCCAGGUCAGAUAAUGGAAAACGGUCAUUUUGGGAGGUGAGUACUCACUGGACAUGACUCCUGCUCUAGCCUUAUGUACUUGGCAAACGUGAAGAGCAAAACACUAUUCUUAACGAAGACUUUGGUUAAUUAAUCUAAUUUAUCAUAUUUAGCACGAUAUACCACACUUGACAACAAGGGUACUAACUAAAAGUCCUGACAAGUGUUUCACCAAUAUGCUGUCGUUGCAUGACACAGCUGCGAGGGGUUCGGAGGGGCUUAGUUCGGCUUCCGUGUAACUUUAUGGGAGACGCUCCGAUUUUGAAACUGCGACCUGUCAAUUCCCCCAGAAAUAAUUCUCUAACUUGGAGUGGAUCAGUUUGCACGAGACUUGAUCUUAGCCUAUAAAUUUCAAAUGGACUAAUCAAAUCCAAGCCAUCGAUUAAUUUCUGAGGAAACUGAGAAGCAACAAUGAUCUUAACGGGCCGGACUUUCUGAAUUUAAUGCUUACCUUCUGUUAGUUGCGAAUAUUCACACUCCAUCAUUUGCCUACACUGACCAUUAAGGCGACGAUCAACCAAGUGACAUGAGGCUGUACACAUACAGUUCGGACUCCAUACUGUUAAUUUGGGAUUCCCCCACGGAUACUAACCACAAAAUUGACAACUAUCGGCUCAACAUCUCAGGAGGUCAGCAAAGAAGCUUACUGGUCGGCACGAUUGGCUGGAUGGUAGUUGAACACCUCAAACCGUCGACGAACUACACGAUGACAUUGGAGGCCAGAUAUGCCAAAAACAAGAAUUUUGGCAAGCCGGCACAGGCAACCGCGACCACCUUUGCAAAAGGUUUGGUCUUCAUUUUACCGAAUUGUUAUCAUUCUUUCAAAUAUAUGCCAGUCUUUUUUACUGUGACAAAUACUUCAACAUUACCCAAAAUGUUUUUUGUUCUCUGCGCUAAAAACUACUUUCAUUGUUGAACCGGGGACUCUUAAACCAUUUCAGGGACUCAGACUUUAGUAAUACGUUUCUCUUGCGUCUGAAAAGCAGGUUACACGGUAAUUUAAAAAAAAAACUAACCGUAUUGUGCCAGACAAUUCGUUGUUUCUGAGUAUCGCCACACCCCGUAGGAUGAAUUGAAAUUGAAGCUUUGGAGAUUAAGACUAGCUGAUAUAGCUAUCAUUAUCUACUCUUCACCGUGUAAGAAUCUACGAGGUUUAAGGAUAUAAAAAGUACAAUAAGAAGGAACAACAAACUGACGUCCGUUCAGUCAGAAGAAAUGGUGGAAAUUUGUGUCUGAAGGCAGGACUCAUAAGAAUACAUUCCUGAAUUCUUUUAGAGGCCAUACGGUUAGAGUUUCAUCACAACGUAGGGCAGUAUCGCAUUCUCUGCAAAAUUGGUUCAUCGGAAAAUAUAAUUCACAAGAAAAAUAAAACGUUAACCAGUACUCCUGUAUGCCCUCUGUCAUUGGGUUAAAUGCCGACAUUAGUAAGAACAAGAAUUCAAAUUAGGCGACGAUAUAUUUGUAAGCCCGUACCCAUUAAAGCACUUGGAGUGGCUCAGUGCUGUAUGCAGUAUCCUAUUAUGCAAUAACGGCGCAUUUUCAUGAACCAGAACCUGCAUCAGUUGCACGUAAAGUGCAGGAAUCAUGGUCCCCACUGCAGGCAAAACAUAAGAUACACGCCGACCGUAUUUCCAGCAGCUUCGAAUGCAGCAAAAUUAGUUUUAAUCGCAAUCAUAAAUUUCAAAUACCUGCUCGUCUUACUGUCUCGCUUCCCGCAUAAACUAUGAACAGCAGAGAGAGAUUUAUUAAAUUAUCCACUCAGGAAAUCUUAAUCACCCCAAUUUAUUUACACUGAUCUUUCUUCCAUCUGCUGCAAGGAACUGACAUGCCGAGAGACCUGACGGCUGAGGUGAUCAGUGGUACUGCAGUUAAAUUAACUUGGAAACCACCAGUAAACACGUGUCCGGUGAAUAAGGUCUAUGUUGUGGAGGUGGGGGGAAGGACGUAUGAUGUGGACUAUGACGAGUUUACAGGAACAUACACAGUCAACGGACUAGCCCGCGGUCACAAGUACAAGAUUUCUGUGAGUGUCUUCUACGAGUUUCCAGGCUACUCAGCACCAGCUGCCCAGACUACUGUAACAACACCAUCCCGAAGUAAGUGACCUCUUUAUUUUGUGAAGAAAAGCAUGAGAUACCAUGCUAAUGCCAUGAUAAGGAGUUCAUUAUUUUGACAUAAUAUUGCCAGUUACUUUUGUAAUUUAAGUAGAGUGGAAUACGAGCUGAAACGGAGUAUGAGGUUCGGAAGUCUUGUACAACUUAUGCGCGAAAUCGGACAAAAGUGGUUUUUUUAGCAAAAUUAGUGUAUUAUGGACAACGAUACCAUGAAAGUGGUGGGGGUGCAAGACACUAACGUCUUGUCAGAUGCAGUUAGCACAAUACCGGUUGAGGAAUCCUGUAGAAGGGCAUUCAGUGGAGGACGGCGCAUUAGUGUAAGAAAAAGAUACCGUAAUAGGAGACGUAAUUGUAGACGACCUUAAGCGGCGCAAUAUUUCAAAAUGAGACAACCCGUCAUCGGUUUUCUUAGACAGACGGUUGUUCGGCGUCAAUAUAUGUCUUGUUGAUAGGUUGAUACGUUGUCAAAGUAGUUAGUUGUUGAUCUUUACAUUUGCAAAUUUUCCACUGGAACGCUUGUUAAACAUACCUAUAGGAAUGAGGAUCAGAUGGUUUAUUUCAGCAGCCAGGAAUCUACUGAAUUUAGGAAAACCAAAAAUGCUUUCGCUGAAUUACUUGUGGAAAUGUUUGUUGGUAAUAUUUUCAAUUAUAUCUAUAUACACAACAGAAUUGUUCCGUCUAUCAUGGAGCUCUCUGUAGACUAUGAACGAGUGCAGAUAACUUUUCCUUUUGUUUCUAUCAGUCUACAAAUAAAAAUCAGAUCUUCAUAUCCAGUCCUUAAUCAUAUUUAUUUUCUACCAUGCCAGGAUGAUCAAACGAUGACUCCCGCAGCCUGGUUUGCAUUUCCCUGGCACCCAGUUUCCUGUACUCGCAUUCCCACUAAGCGUACAGGAUGCGAACAUGGCUGCCGAGUCAUUCGCGUCGUCUUUCUGACCCGUGUUGUUGUUGUUGUUUUCUUUGAUUUAAAUUCUCGUGAAGCUUUUGCUGUAGACCGGGGUUGUGGUGGUGCGACUAGGCGUGGAUCCGGCCACCUGCGCUCUCUCCUGCUUACGUUAUUGUAGACUACAUCUUAACACCGGUCCCAGGCGGGAUGGGGGAGGAUAGAGUAGGGUAGGCGUCCCGCAAGUCUACUGCUCUCACUACAAACGAGUUCACGCGCGAAUUCCCGCGCCUGCCUUGCCUUGCUCUGAAGCACACGGUUCACAUCCUCCGGCGCGAGAGUCAAAAUAUAAUAAGUCUACGGACAUACUUUGGAACAGGCCUCAAGACUUCACAAUUGAAGGCGUGCACUCGAACUUGUCUCAUCACAUAUUCUUACAUCAGCAAGUUGAUGAUUGGACAUAUGUAAUUGAGCAGGUAGCCUGCGUAGUUGGGCCAUUAGUUAGAAAACUUUAAGAAUACGUUUGCACUACAGAGAACAGGUGAUUACCCAAAGCAACAUUUAGUCCAGUGUAAAGCAAAAUGCAUGCCUUACAUUACUUUUUAAACAAAUAAAUUUGCUCCUUUUAUUAGAAUUGAAGCUGCCGUCUAACUGA
Molecule: messenger RNA, 5432 nt
Organism: Spirometra erinaceieuropaei
Lineage: Eukaryota; Metazoa; Platyhelminthes; Cestoda; Diphyllobothriidea; Diphyllobothriidae
Source: the annotation of a GenBank genome assembly